GGGCUCCAAAAUCACUGCAGAUGGUGAUUGCAGCCAUGGUAUUAAAAGACGCUUGCUCCUUGGAAGAAAAAUAAUGAGCAACCUAGACAGCAUAUUAAAAAGCAGAGACAUUACCUUGCCAACAAAGGUCUGUCUAGUCAAAACUAUCGUUUUUCCACUAGUCAUGUAUGGAUGUUAGAGUUGGACUAUAAAGAAAGCUGAGUGCCGAAGAAUUGAUGGUUUUGAACAGUGAUGUUGGAGAAGACUCUUGAGGGUCCCUUGGACUGCAAGGAGAUCCAACCAGUCCAUCUUAAAGGAGAUCAGUCCUGAAUAUUCAUUGGAAGGACUGAUGCUUAAGCUGAAACUCCAAUACUUUGGCCACCUGAUGUGAAAACUGAGUUAUCUGAAAAAACCCUGAUGCUGAGAAAGAUUGAAGGCGGGAGGAGAAGGGGAUGACAGAGGAUGAGAUGAUUGGAUGGCAUCAUCUACUCAAUGGACAUGAGUUCAAGUGAACUCCGGGAGUUGGUGAGGGACAGGGAGGUCUGGCGUGCUGCAGUCCAUAAGGUUGCAAAGAGUUGGACAUGAUUGAGCGAUUGAACUGAACUGAACUGAGAGGUGGCACCGGCGGUGGACACGUCACAACUGAGUGCACGCCGCUUAGAAGAGGCUGAGACAGAGCCACCGGGCACCGCCUGUAUGAGUGGCGUGGCCACUGGCACGGCGGCCACUGGAACUCACUGUGGCUCCUUAGGGUACGGUCCAGGCCUGGCUGGGGGACCAAGGCAAACAGCCUGAACACAAACACCUGGACUUAACCCUGUGCCUUCGUGUCUCCUUCUGGGAAUGGCCAGGAAGGGGAGCCACCAGGCCUGGCUGGACUUCUGUCUCCAAAUGUCUCCUCUGCCCCCUCCGCCCUCUCCUUCGGAGGCCUUCCAGAGCCCCAGCAAACCCAGGCCCUGGCAUGCCCCCAGGCUGACCCACCCGGGCACCAGGCACCCAGCCUCAUGGGACCCUGAGUGACUCUUUCCUCCUGACGGAGGGUGGGGAGACCUGCCUGGCCCAGAGGGGCAGAGAGACACUCUGUUGCCACAUGGCCCUCCAGGACAUGGCUCUGACUUCUCUCUUCUGCCCACAGAGCCAGCAUCUAGGGGUGAGUGUGGGGGCCCAGUGGCUUGGCUCCGGGAACCUCCCUGCCAGGCCUCCCCCAUCACUCUGGGUCUUCGGAGAGCCAUGGAAACCAAGCAGUCCUCACCUCUUACCCCCAGUUCUGUUAUUGGGCUAAAUGGAGACCCCGCAGUCCUGGUCAUCCAGAGAGAGGGGAAGGGGAGGAGGUCAAGGGAGGGCUCCGUCUCCCAGGCCUCUGCCAGCCGGGGCAGCAAUCAACGGGACAGGGUUGGCCUUUUGUGGCUUCUGGGGCCUGGACGGGGCUUUAAGGGGCUCUCACCUGGAUCAGAUAUCAGGUUGGUUCAACCUGUGGUGGAGAUGGGACUCAUUCACCCUGGGGAGAGGGCCUGGUUGGGGAUGGGAAGGUAAGAAGGGUUGCCAGGUGUAGAAAGGGGUUGGCAGGCAUGAGAGGGACACAGGGCCUCCAGGGCUGUUUCCAGCUUGGCGAUGAAGCUGGCCUGGGCCCCAGGGCUAAUGUCUGUUCUCAUAUCACGAGGCUCUUGGCAUUGUAGUGGUCUGGGGGAAGAAGCAUCCUCAUCGUGACUGCCCCCUGCCUCAGUGGACCCCAAGGAAGAGUUAAGGGGACAGAGCUCUUGUCUGUGGUGAUGACAUAAGACCGCCCCCCACCUCCCCAGUGCACAUGGCCCUUCCUACCUUCGGAUCCACUCCUUGGCCCCGGCCCUGCUGACAACCUGCCCAGUCCCUAUCUGAAGCCAGGGGUACAUCUGCACCCACAGUUCCCGUGGCACUUGUGGGUGGGGUUAGGGGCACAGCUCAACUGAAGUGGAGAAAAGAAAAGAAACCGCCCCCCCCAUCAGAGUUCCCAGGGUGGCAUCAGCAAUUUCACCCACAAGUCUUCCCACCCCACCCCCAGCCCCUGGCCAGCUCUUCCAGCCCCAGAAAAAGGCCCUGGCAGCACCCAGAGUCCCAGCCUCACUUACACCCCCCUUUUCCCAGAUGCAGGAUGGUGGUGCUCAAUCACAGCUGAAUCCCGCAAGCAGGGUUGGUGAAGGGGAGGGGAGGGAGAGUGCCUGGCCAGGGGAGCAGGGGGCCCAGAGCAGGCAUCGGGCAGGGCGGGUAGUGGUGGUGGAAAACCAGAGGGCCUCCUCCUGGGGCUCCAUCUCCUCCUCCUGUUGACCCUCCAGGGAGACCCGGGGAUGGUUCACAUGGAACGGGCCACAGCAUCGGACUCUCCUGCCCCUGGUCCUGUCUGUGCGGUGCUCAGUCACUUCUGUCGUGUCCGACUCUGCAAGCCCGUGGACUGUAGCCCCCAGGCUUCUCUAUCCAUGGGAUUCCCCUGGCAAGAAUACUGGAAUGGAUUGCCAUUCCCUCCUCUGGGGGAUCUUCCUACCCAGGGAUCGAAACCCAGCCUCCUGCAUCUCCUGCAUUGGCAGGAAGAUUCUUUACCACUUGGCCACUGGGAAAGCCCUGUCUUGGUCCCAGAUGCAUCCUCAUUUGUGUCUUUGCUAAGCCAGGACUUUCAGUGGUAGGCGCUGAGGGGCAGGCCUGUGAGAGUAAAACCUCUGCUUGUGGGUGAGCCCAGCUGGCUGCCUGGCACCCAGCUCUGAAACUCUGCCUCUUGGCACAAAGCUACUCUUUUGAUUGUUAUGUGAAGUGGCAGAUGUGAAAAGAUCUCAGAACAAUCGUGCUUAAUUGGAAGUAGAAGUGUUUGGUGGUUGGGCAUGUCGAAUACAGGGAAGACCUUGCUCCCUGAUGUUGACAAGGCUCCUGCAGGGGUUCAGUGGGCGGCUCAUCCUGGAUCUGUCUCAUUCCUCAAAGGCCCCCAGGAGCACAGAAACCACACAUCAAAAAAAAGGGUGCAGAGGGAAUUUCCUGCUGGUCCAGUGGUUAGUAGCAUUUUCACCGCCGUGACCCGAGCUUAAUUCCUGGUUGAGGAAUUAAGAUCCCCAACCAGGGGAUCUUCAGCAUUUGUGGCCUCAACUGUCUUAGUCCCUUGAAUGCAUGCAUGCAUGCUCAGUUGUGUCUGACUAUUUGGGACCCCAUGCACUAUACCCCGCCAGAUUUCUCUGUCCUUGGGAUUUCCCAGGCAAGAACACUGGAGUGGGGUGUCAUUUCAUUCUCCAGGGGAUCUUCCUGAUUCAGGAAUCGGCUCCCACAUUGGCAGACAGAUCCUUAAACAAUGAGCCCCCUGGGAAGCCCCAGUAUGUAUUUACCAGGGCUUAAAACAAGAGAUAACAAACAGAAAGUGAUGUGAGGAUGUCAGAGCUAGGACAGGAAGCACGUGACUUCUGAGAAGGGAAAUCAGUCAAAAACCAGGUAGCACUUGUUGAACCAGCAGCAGCCCAGGGAACAACGGCUGCUGGAAGCUGGACCUCGGCCACCCUGUUUACCUAUCACGGCAGCACCCGUUUGCUGAUACAGGGAUCAAGCACUUGCCCACUGUGUGGAAGCAGAGUCUUAAUGACUGGACCGCCAGGGAAGUCAUAAAAGCCUGCAUUUUCAACAGCAAUCCACAGCUGACAAGCAUCCUAACCCAGAAGGCUGCCUUCCAAGUCAGUCCUCAAUGUUCCCUGUGAGCCUGCGGAUGCCACUCGAGAUGGCCCCUUUUGGUGGCUGGGGAACGCUCGCAGCCUUUCUCUCCCUGCUCUGCUGCCGAGGGUCUGGUGAGAAGGCGUUCGAGGGGCCAGAGCGACUGAUGGUGGGGUCUGGAGAGUUUCAGUUCAUUAACUGUACUGCCAGUUGUACGGACCCCAAGAGACUUGUUCUGGAGACGGCCCUAAACAAGACUGUCCUGGAGAGCCAGGCUCAGUGGAAGCUGUUCAAGGUCUACAACAUCUCCAAGGAUGAGGAGCUCCUGUGCAGUUCCACCUGCGGUGGCAAGCAGGAGACAAAAGUUUUCCACAUCACUGUGUUCUACCCUCCAAAGCAAGUGCUGCUGACACUGUCGCCCACCUCAGUGGCUGUAGGGACUCUGUUCACCAUCGAGUGCAGGGUCUCCGCUGUGGCCCCCCUCGAAGGUCUCACUGUCACCCUGCUCCGUGGUACUGACAUCUUGUGGAAUCAGACCUUUGUGGGGACAGCACUUUCCCCCCAAGAUGCCGUGGUCACCCACAACACCACAGCUCACAGGGAACAUGGCCUCUAUAACUUCUCAUGCGAGGCCCUGAUGGAUCUGCGCUCUCGCGGCGGUGGCCUCGUCCACAGGGUCUCAGAUCCCCAGAGGCUUGAAGUCAAAGAGCCCAUGCCCAGCAACCAGCUGGUGACCAUCAUCACGAUCCUGGUAGUCCUGCUGCUCUUGUUGGUGACAUUCGUCCUCCUGUACCGGUACUGGUGGCGGCCACAUCACAACUGAGUGCACGCCACUAAGAAGAGGCUGAGACAGAGCCACCGGGCACCGCCUGUAUGAGCGGCGUGGCCACUGGCACGGCAGCCCCUGGAACUCACUGUGGCUCCUUAGGGUGCGGUCCAAGCCUGGCUGGGGGACCAAGGCAAACAGCCUGAACACAAACACCUGGACUUAACCCUGUGCCUUCGUGUCUCCUGCUGGGAAUGGCCAGGAAGGGGAGCCACCAGGCCUGGCUGGACUUCUGUCUCCAAAUGUCUCCUCUGCCUCCUCCGCCCUCUCCUUCGGAGGCCUUCCGGAGCCCCAGCAAACCCAGGCCCUGGCGUGCCCCCAGGCCGACCCGCCCGGGUACCAGGCACCCAGCCUCAUGGGACCCUGAGUGACUCUUUCCUCCUGACGGAGGGUGGGGAGACCCGCCUGGCCCAGAGGGGCAGAGAGACACUCUGUUCCCACUGGCCCUCCAGGACAUGGCUCUGACUUCUCUCUUCUGCCAACAGAGCCAGCAUCCAGGGGUGAGUGUGGGGGCCCAAUGGCUUGGCUCCGGGAACCUCCCUGCCAGGCCUCCCCCACCACUCUGGGCCUUCGGAGAGCCAUGGAAACAAAAGCAGUCCUCGCCUCUUACCUCCAGUUUUGUUAUUGGGCUAAAUGGAGACCCCACAGUCCUGGUCAUCCAGAGAGAGGGUAAGGGGAGGAGGUCGAGGGAGGGCUCCGUCUCCCAGGUCUCUGCCUCCCAGGUCUCUGCCAGCCGGGGCAGCGAUCAAUGGGACAGGGUUGGCCUUUUGUGUCUUCUGGGGCCGGUACGGGGCUCUAAGGGGCUCUCACCCGGAUCUGAGAUCAGGUUGGUUUAAGGCCUCCGUGUGGUGGAGAUGGGACUCAUUCACCCCGGGGAGAGGGCCUGGUUGGGGAUGGGAAGGUAAGAAGGGUUGCCAGGUGUAGAAAGGGGCUGUUGGGCAGGAGAGGGACACGGGGGCUCCAGGGCUGUUUGCAGCUCCGUGAUGAAGCUGGCGCGGGCUCCAGGGCUGAUGUCUGUUCUCAUGUCUUGAGGCUCUCAGCAUCGUAGUGUGAGAGAGGCAGUUCCUAGGCAGCUUGAUAAGAAGUCUGGGGUCCCCAAGGAGGAGGAGAAAGGGACCUGGAAUUCUCAAGGAGGAGGAAAGAACAAACAUCUUUUUUUCUUAGUCACAUGGUGUUGCUGGUUUAGUCGCUAAGUCGUGUCCGACUCUUGUGACCCCAUGGACUGUAGCCUGCCAGGCUCCUCUGUCCCUGAGAUUCUUCUAUGCAAGAAUACUGGAAUGGGUUGCCAUUUCCUUCUCCAAGGGAUCUUCCUAACCCAGGGAUUGAACCCGGGUCUCGUGCAUUGCAGGGAGAUUCUUUCCCAACUGAGCUAUAAGGGAAGCCCUUAGUCACAUAAAACGUUGUUUUCUUUAACCUGAGGAACUGAUGAUUACAACAAACAACUCAGUUUAAACUCUGUACUGAGGAUUAUAUAACAACUAUGUAUCCUGCUUGAGGGCAAUUUUUCCUUCCUGGAAACCUUCGGGCUAAUCCUGAUAUCUUAAAAUGUAAAUUACGGGAGUGUUUCUAGUAAGAUCUUUACAACCUAAAGACAUUCUUUUGAUUUAUUGUAAUAACUAAUUUAAAAAGUAUAUAACUCCCUUGCUAACACUAGCGAGGGGGGCAGUCUCUGUUCCCUUCUGAUGUCUAGGUCAGAAGCUUUCUCGGUCCUUUUCAUACUUUAAUAAAACUCUGCUACACAAAA
Messenger RNA from Dama dama (fallow deer), 6203 nucleotides. Its product is annotated as intercellular adhesion molecule 2-like. Gene Ontology annotation, cellular component: membrane. The record is from RefSeq and is a predicted model, not a curated record. The transcript is spliced from 6 exons. The coding region runs from base 3668 to 4456 and encodes 262 amino acids. NCBI's taxonomy places the organism in Eukaryota, Metazoa, Chordata, Mammalia, Artiodactyla, Cervidae. Gene Ontology annotation, biological process: cell-cell adhesion. Gene Ontology annotation, molecular function: integrin binding.